This is a messenger RNA of Aphidius gifuensis, 1881 nucleotides long. RefSeq lists its product as uncharacterized. Bases 121 to 1839 code for a protein of 572 amino acids. The record is from RefSeq and is a predicted model, not a curated record. The transcript is spliced from 4 exons. Lineage: Eukaryota; Metazoa; Arthropoda; Insecta; Hymenoptera; Braconidae.
ACUACAUCAUCAAUGACAAUGAAUCAAUUGAUCAUAAUAAUAAUAAUAAAACAAAUUGUUAUUUGUUGAUAAACCGGCUCAAUUUGUUUACAAAAUAAAAGACAAUAAUAAUUAGUAAAAAUGAGUAAAAAAAUAUCUAAAAAAUGUGAUGUUACUGAAGAUUUCGAUUGGGCUGAUGUACUUGGUUGUGCUCCAUCAGAUUGUUCAAAUCAAGUUAAAAAAAUUUUACAUCGUGGAAUUCAUGGUAUAUUAUGGGAUGAUAUUGCUCAAUCAAUGGCACCAGUUAACAUUGUUGAAGAAGGAAAAAAAAAUAUAAUAUUAGAUCAACUUAAAAAUAAUGUACAACAACCAACAAUACAACAUAUUCGUAAUACAAAACGUUUGACAGAUGAACGUUUAAUAAUUGAAAAUGAAAUAAAUAAAAUAUUGCCAAAAUAUGAAACGAAAAAAGAAUCAAUUAAACAAAAAAUGUUAAAAUUAGCUCAAAUAAAAUCAUCAAAAAAAUCAAUUGAGUUAAAAAAAAAAUUGUUAGAUUUAAAAUAUCGUGAUAUGAAAAAUCAAAUGAAUGAUUGUAAAGAAAUGCGAUCAGUAUGUCAAGAUUUAUUACCAUCAUGUCAAUCUGAUAUUGAUGUUAUGACAAUAAAUAAUUGUCUUUCAUAUGUUGGUACAAUAUCAUCACGUACAGAUAAAAAAGAAGCAUGGAAAUAUAUAAAUCAAAAUAUAAAUAAUAUUAAAAUAACAGAAUUAUGGGAUUUAAUAUUAAAAAAAAGAAAUCAAGAUAGUGAAGAAUUUUUUCGUCAUAGUUCAGAUGAUAAUAUUAUUGAUAAUAAUGAUAAUACAAAGUUAAAUGAUCAACGUCUUGAUGUUGGUAUUGCUAAAGCAUAUAGUCAACAUAUUAAUUGGACACUUGGUAAAUAUAUUGCUAUGGAAAAAUUACGUGAACAUAAAGAUAAAGGAAUGUAUUUUGUUGAAAAAAUACUUGAUAAUGAUAAAAUACAAGAAUUAAGUGAUUGGCUACUUGUUAAUAUUGAAAUAUCACAAUUAGAAGCUAAAAAAAUUAUUAUUAUUAAUGAAAUUGAUAAACUUAAAAAUUGUGAUGAAGAAUUAUAUACUGUUGCUGGUCAACUACAACAAUUAGAAACUGAUAUACUUGAUAUAAAUAUUGACUUAAAUAAUACAGUACAAAAAUUACAAAAAUCAUUGACAUUAUAUGAGCCAGCAAUACAAUUUUUAACAACAUUAAAAGAAAAAUUAUCAAUUGCAUUGGAUAAAAUAUUGAGUCUUCAUGAAGAACAUAUUAUUGUUCCAGAAUGGACAAAUAUUAAUUUGAGUAUUGAGCUUGAAAUAUUUCAAGAAAAAUUAGCAAUAAAAGCACUUGAUAAAAUUAUGCUAAGUGGUGAUAUUGGUGAAUACAGACAUUCAUCAACUUGUAUGAGUAAUGCUGUAAUUUCUCAUCCAACUUUGACAUCAGCAACUCCAAUAUUAUAUGCACCAGUUUAUCAUCUUGUUGAUUCAUUUAAUAAUCAAAUAAUAAAUUCAACUCUUAAACAACGACAUAGUUAUAUUAAUUUAACAAAUAAAAAUGAAUUUAAAUUACAUAAUUCAUAUCAAGUUUAUCAACGUGAAAAUGAUAUUAUUUCUAUAUUGGAUGAUACAAAAUUAACAACACAAAAAUGUCAACAAGAAAUUCAUAAAUUUAAUUCAAUUUAUGAUCAUUGGAAUUGUCAAAGUGUUCAAGAAGCUAUGUCUAUUUAUGAUGAUACUGUACAUGGUGCAACUUUCAAUGAAUGGAUUCAACGAUUUACAAAUUUAUUGUAUAUUAUUCAACGAAAUAAGUAAUCAAAAAAAAAAAAAAAAUACAAACUAUUAACAUAAUUAAUU